AUGUUUAUAGAUUUGACUUUUAUUUUGCAGCUUCAGCUUGUGAAUUGGAAGCUUUUUGAUUUCAUUUCUGGUCGACUGCGGGGUUGCCCUACGUGGAGCGAGGGAUGUGCUUCGCAUAACGAAGACGUGUUAACAGUUAAGGCUCCAGAACAAUCAAAAAUCUUUCGUGCUCGUCCACUAUUACGCACAAAGCUCAUUGUCGCAAUCGAAAUGGAAAUGUGCUCAAUAUACGAUCAUCUUCACAACUCGGUACAAAGUCUCGGGAAAAUCGCGAAAGCACUGAAUGAAUUUGAUUGCAAACCAAAUAUAUCAUUUACCUUUAAAGUUGACAUGAAGUACAUAUUAAUUUAUUUGGAAGAAGUGAUAAAUUGGUGGGCAAAACAUAAUUGUUGCGAUUUUUAUUUGCAUCGAGCUUUGAGGUUCGAAUCACCAAAUCAGAGAACUCAAAAAGCGAUCUGUCGAGUUAAAAAUGAUCUUUCGCUUUCUACUCGAUAUAAAAUAGAAAUUAUUUAA
Molecule: messenger RNA, 513 nt
Organism: Dracunculus medinensis (Guinea worm)
Lineage: Eukaryota; Metazoa; Nematoda; Chromadorea; Rhabditida; Dracunculidae
Source: the annotation of a GenBank genome assembly